AUGCAGGGCUCAGGUUUGGGUCUGGGGGGCUCUGGGGGCUCAGAUUUGGCUCUGGGGGCUCAGGUUUGGCUCGGGUUUGGCUCUGGGGGCUCAGUGCCACCCCAGCCCUGCCCACUGAGCACGCUGGUUUUCCCUCAGGUCCAUGCCUGGGAGAUCUCGGACCAGCUGCUGCAGAUCCACCAGGAUGUGGAGUCCUGCUACUUCGCGGCGCAGACCAUGAAGAUGAAGAUCCAAACCUCCUUCUACGAGCUCCCCACGGAUUCCCACGCCUCACUCCGGGACUCUUUGCUGUCCCACAUCCAGAACUUGAAGGACCUGUCCCCGGUCAUUGUCACACAGCUCGCUCUGGCCAUAGCUGACCUCGCCCUGCAGAUGGCUUCGUGGAAGGGCUGCGUGCAGACCCUGGUGGAGAAGUACAGCACUGACGUGACGUCGCUGCCCUUCCUGCUGGAGAUCCUGACGGUGCUGCCCGAGGAGGUGCACAGCCGCUCGCUGCGCAUCGGCGCCAACCGCCGCACCGAGAUCAUCGAGGACCUGGCCUACUACUCCAGCACCGUGGUGUCCCUGCUGGUGACGUGUGUGGAGAAGGCAGGCAACGAGGAGAAGAUGCUCAUCAAAAUCUUCAGGUGCCUGGGCAGCUGGUUCAACCUGGGUGUCCUGGACAGCACCUUCAUGGCCAACAGCAAGCUGCUGUCCCUGCUCUUCGAGGUGCUGCAACAGGACAAGACCUCAUCCAACCUGCACGAGGCGGCGUCGGACUGCGUGUGCUCGGCCCUGUACGCCAUCGAGAACGUGGAGACCAACCUGCCCCUGGCCCUGCAGCUCUUCCAGGGCGUGCUCACCCUCGAGAGUGCCUACCACAUGGCUGUGGCACGGGAGGACCUGGACAAGGUGCUCAACUACUGCCGUGUGUUCACCGAGCUGUGCGAGACCUUCCUGGACAAGAUCGUGUGCACGCCGGGCCAGGGCCUGGGCGACCUGCGCACGCUGGAGCUGCUGCUCAUCUGCGCGGGGCACCCGCAGUACGAGGUGGUAGAAAUUUCCUUUAACUUCUGGUACAGACUGGGGGAGCACCUGUACAAGACAGACGAUGCUGUGAUCCACAGCAUCUUCAAAGCCUACAUCCAGCGCCUGCUGCACGCGCUGGCACGGCACUGCCAGCUGGACUCCGACCAUGAGGGCGUCCCCGAGGAGACGGACGACUUCGGCGAGUUCCGGAUGCGCGUCUCGGACCUGGUGAAGGACCUGAUCUUCCUGGUGGGCUCGGUGGAGUGCUUUGCUCAGCUCUACGCCACGCUCAAGGACGGGAACCCGCCCUGGGAGGUGACAGAGGCCGUGCUCUUCAUCAUGGCCUCCAUCGCCAAGAGCGUCGACCAGGAGAACAACCCGACGCUGGUGGAGGUGCUGGAGGGUGUGGUGCGGCUGCCCGAGUCGGUGCACACGGCCGUGCGCUACACCAGCAUCGAGCUGGUGGGCGAGAUGAGCGAGGUGGUGGACAGGAACCCGCAGUUCCUGGAUCCCGUGCUGGGCUACCUGAUGAAGGGGCUGUGUGACCGGCGCCUGGCGUCGGCCGCGGCCAAGGCCAUCCACAACAUCUGCUCCGUGUGCCGCGACCACAUGGCGCAGCACUUCUCGGGGCUGCUGGAGAUCGCCCGCGCCCUCGACUCCUUCGCCCUGUCCCCCGAGGCGGCCGUGGGGCUGCUCAAGGGGACAGCGCUGGUGCUGGCCCGGCUGCCCCUGGACAAGAUCUCGGAGUGCCUGAGCGAGCUCUGCGCCGUGCAGGUGCUGGCGCUCAAGAAGCUCCUCUCCCAGGAGCCAAGCAAUGGCCUCUCCUCAGACCCCACAGUGCCCCUGGAUCGACUCGCCGUCAUCUUCAGACACACCAACCCCAUUGUCGAGAACGGCCAGGUCCACCCGUGCCAAAAAGUCAUUCAGGAGAUCUGGCCGGUGCUGUCGGAGACCCUGAACAAGCACAGCGCCGACAACCGCAUCGUGGGGAGAGGCUUUGGGAGAGGUGGGGGCUGCUGGGAGGUUGUGGAGCCCCGUGUGUCUGUCCAUGUCUGUCUGUCUGUCUGUCUGUCUGUGUGGCUGGGCGCUGGCACAGGAGGGCUGUGGGCUCAGGGCACACCCAGCAGCGCCUGUGCAGCGUCCCUGUGUCCCCAGAUGGUGAAUGUGUACCGGGAACACCAGCACUCGUGCUUCCUCUACCUGGGCAGCAUCCUGGUGGAUGAGUACGGCAUGGAGGAGGGCUGCAGGCAGGGCCUGCUGGACAUGCUGCAGGCUCUCUGCAUCCCCACCUUCCAGCUCCUGGAGCAGCCCAGCGGCCUCCAGAACCACCCGGACACCGUGGAUGACCUGUUCCGCCUGGCAGCCAGGUUCAUCCAGCGCAGCCCCGUGACGCUGCUGCGCAGCCAGGUGAUGAUCCCCAUCCUGCAGUGGGCCAUCGCCGCCACCACGCUGGACCACCGCGACGCCAACUGCAGCGUCAUGAAGUUCCUGCGCGACCUCAUCCACACCGGCCUGGCCAACGACCACGAGGAGGACUUUGAGGUGCGGAAGGAGCUCAUCAACCAGGUGAUGACCCAGCUGGGGCAGCAGCUCGUGAACCAGCUCCUGCAGACGUGCUGCUUCUGCCUCCCGCCCUACACCCUGCCCGACGUCGCCGAGGUGCUCUGGGAGAUCAUGCAGAUCGACCGCCCGACGUUCUGCCGCUGGCUGGAGAGCUCCCUGAAGGGCUUGCCAAAGGAAACCACGGGCGGAGCCAUCCAGGUGACACACAAACAGCUCACCGACUUCCACAAGCAGGUCACCAGUGCUGAGGAAUGUAAACAAGUCUGCUGGGCUCUGAGGGACUUCACCCGCCUGUUCCGAUAGCUCCGGCUCCACGCGGCUCCUGUCUCCCAGGAAUGUCUUUAAGGAGAAGACAGGAAACAGCAACCCAAGAAUGUGUCCCACAAUCAGCCGAGGGCUCUGCCCGCUCCAGCGCGUCCCGGAGCCCGGGAGGAGGGCGUGGUGGCCCCGCCCUGCCCGGUGGUCACUCGGGGCUCGGCCACGCCUCGAGCACUCGCCCAGGCACCACCCGAACCCGACUGCAGAGCCGCCAGGAGCCGCGCGGCUCCAUCGGCUUCGCCCGGCAGCAAAAGAAAGAGAAAAAACUCUCUGGGAAAUGGGG
This is a messenger RNA of Ficedula albicollis (Collared flycatcher), 3172 nucleotides long. It is a transcript of the gene TNPO3, whose product is annotated as transportin 3. The transcript is spliced from 24 exons. Gene Ontology annotation, cellular component: nuclear membrane; cytoplasm. Lineage: Eukaryota; Metazoa; Chordata; Aves; Passeriformes; Muscicapidae. The coding region runs from base 1 to 2874 and encodes 957 amino acids. The record is from RefSeq and is a predicted model, not a curated record. Gene Ontology annotation, biological process: protein import into nucleus.